This is a messenger RNA of Erythranthe guttata (spotted monkey flower), 1243 nucleotides long. RefSeq names its product metacaspase-1. Gene Ontology annotation, molecular function: cysteine-type endopeptidase activity. Gene Ontology annotation, biological process: proteolysis. Gene Ontology annotation, cellular component: cytoplasm. The record is from RefSeq and is a predicted model, not a curated record. NCBI's taxonomy places the organism in Eukaryota, Viridiplantae, Streptophyta, Magnoliopsida, Lamiales, Phrymaceae.
AUUGAAUAUCAUUCUCAGAAGAGUAUACAUGGAAGCGAAAAGUAAAAGAACGAGAUGCAGUAACUGCGGUACGCAGAUAAUAGUGCCUCCCUAUGCGCAUGCUAUUCAGUGCACAGUUUGUAAAACUACCGUCUACAAUCGACCCAACGAUCCUCUAGGUCAAGCCCACGACUCCAUUCUCCAUGCGGCGACUAGAUUCAGGAAUCUGCUCGAUAAAGCAUCUAACAAUAUCAAUACAAUGGUAGGAACGGUGAACAACUACCCUGGGGCAGGUUCGUCGAGUUAUGGGUAUCACCCACAACAAGCUAGACCUUCACCGUCACUCGUUCCAAUUUCAUCGCAUGGAAAGAAACGAGCAGUGUUAUGUGGAGUUAGCUAUUAUGGCCAGAGAUACAAGCUAAAUGGAACGGUCAAUGAUGUCAACUGUAUGAAAUAUUUUCUGAUUCAGAAAGUCGGGUUUCCAAGUGACUCCAUACUUGUUCUUACUGAAGAAGAGCCACACCCUUCCCGAAUCCCGACAAAGAACAACAUCAGAAAGGCGUUGCAGUGGUUGGUUCAAGGUAGCCAAUCGGGUGACUCGUUGGUAUUUCACUACUCAGGUCAUGGUUCGCAAACACUCGAUUUCAACAGAGACGAGAUCGAUGGCUACGAUGAAACGUUGUGGCCAGUAGACCAUCAACGUGAGGGAACAAUAUUGGACGAUGAGAUCAAUGCCACCAUUGUUAGACCACUGCCUCGAGGCGCCAAACUGCACGCAAUAAUAGAUUCAUGCCACAGUGGAACUAUUCUUGACCUACCAUUCGUUUGCAGAAUGAACAGGAAUGGAUACUACACUUGGGAAGAUCAUGGUCGGCAAUCGGCUAUAUACAAAGGUACUAACGGUGGGCUAGCUGUAUCUUUAAGUGCCUGUGAUGACCAUCAAGUUUCAGUGGAUACUACGGCCCUUUCUGGCGGUACAGCCACUGGUGCAAUGACGUACAGCUUUAUCCAAGCAGCGCAGAAUGAGCCUGGACUGACGUACGGUCGAUUACUAAAUGUCAUGCGCCAGACGAUUCGUGACAGCAAAACGGGGUUUCUCACAAACGGUCCUAUUACAUCACUCCUGAAUAAAGUUUUGCACCCAAAGUUACGACAGGAGCCUCAGCUAUCAUCAUCGGAGAUAUUUGAGAUAUAUACAAAACAAUUUGUUCUAUAAGAGUGUAGUUGGAUAUUUUUCCCACAUAAAUUAAUCUCAGAAUAAAUG